Messenger RNA from Rhipicephalus sanguineus (brown dog tick), 12049 nucleotides. It is a transcript of the gene Nipped-A, whose product is annotated as transformation/transcription domain-associated protein-like. Lineage: Eukaryota; Metazoa; Arthropoda; Arachnida; Ixodida; Ixodidae. Gene Ontology annotation, cellular component: SAGA complex; nucleus; NuA4 histone acetyltransferase complex. Gene Ontology annotation, molecular function: protein binding; transcription coregulator activity. The record is from RefSeq and is a predicted model, not a curated record. Gene Ontology annotation, biological process: regulation of DNA-templated transcription; DNA repair.
AACAUUGAAUCAUGCCAUGGCGGCGACUGAUGGCGUUCGUUUGUCAAUCCGUGUUUUCAUGUGCUAAAGCCGUGUUCUACGACUGUUCUCGUAUUCGUCACCCCGCUGCUUCGUCUUAGCUUUGCUGUAAACUGCUCCGAACUCGAGGCGUCCCAGAAGGAAGCUGCCGGUGCCGCAUGCUUUGUCACAUGAAUUGCCGCCGACAGUAGCACGCUUCCCGUCACCCGAGGUUGGGCAAGAUGGCUCUAACACUGGACCCACUAACCCAGAUCAACACAUACCGGUCCUUUGUCUCCAUGCUGGAGGACCCGGCCGCAAAGGAUGAAAGCAAGCUCAAGGCUGUUCAGGAACUGAGCGAAGAGUUGGAGACCAUUGUCACAUCGGUGCACUACCCAACGUUCCUGGACCAUGCCAUGCGAGUGUUCCUGCGCAUUCUCCAGGAGGGCAAGCCACAGUUCAUUGCUGAGCACAACAUGCAGCAACUGCGCAAGCUAAUCCUGGAGAUAAUCCACCGCAUUCCGACCAAUGACCAUUUGCGUCCCUAUGUCAAGCAAAUCCUCCAGCUCAUGUUUGAGCUGCUCAAGGUGGAGAACGAAGAGAACGUCUUGGUGUGCCUGCGAAUCAUCAUCGAGCUGCACAAACAGUUUCGGCCGCAGUUCAACCCGGAGAUCCAGCAGUUCCUGGAGUUUGUCAAGACCAUCUACCGAGAGCUGCCGAACCACCUGAACGCGAUUUUCGAGCCACGACCAUCGCUGAAGUUCAAAGACCUGAGCGAGCUGAACCUGGACACAGUUCUGCAGGAGACGUUCACCCUCACCAAUGUGCAGCUGGAGAAGAAGGGGCCUGAUGGAAGCUGUGCCUCGAUGCAGUGGAGUUUGCGGGGGACCAGCUACCAAAUGUACAACGUGAUCCCACGAGCAGUGCUGUCCCUGAAGGUGCUGGCCGAGCUGCCCAUCAUUGUGGUGCUCAUGUACCAGCUCUACAAGCAGAGCGUGCAUGACGAUGUGGCCGAGUUCAUCCCGCUCAUCCUCAACACAAUCACCCUGCAGCCCCUGCCCCAGCACAGGAUGAAUCCAGCAUUCAACCGUGAGGUGUUUGUGGACUUCAUGGCCGCCCAGAUCAAGACGCUGUCGUUCCUGGCGUACAUUGUAAAGAUCUACCAGGAGACCGUGGGUGUGCACUGUAGCCAGUUGGCACAGGGCAUGCUGGGACUGCUCAUGCUGUGCCCUCAGGAGGUGGCACACCUGCGCAAGGAACUGCUCAUUGCUGCCCGCCACAUCCUGGCCACUGACCUGCGCAACAAGUUCGUUGGCUGCAUGGAGCAGCUCUUUGAUGAGAACAUCCUCAUUGGGUCAGGCUGGACAGCAUAUGAGUCACUGAGGCCCCUGGCAUACAGUACCCUGGCUGAUCUGGUGCACCACGUCAGGCAGCACCUGCCGCUGAACAAUCUGUCAUCUGCAGUGGCUGUGUUCUCGCGAAACGUCCACGACGAGUCCCUGCCAGCCUCCAUCCAGACCAUGUCCUGCAAGCUGCUCCUGAACCUGGUCGAAUGCAUCCGUACCCGAUCGGAUCAGGAGAAUGGAAACGGGCGUGAGCUACUGAUACGAAUGCUGGAGGUGUUUGUGCUCAAGUUCAAGACCAUAGCCAAGUGUCAGCUGCCUGUACUCAUGCAGAAGAGCCGGCAGCAGGGCCCUCCAUCCGAAGCAAACAGGCCUGACGACAGCGCCCGUGCGAGCCUGCAGUUCUCUGCUUCCCUGGCAGACCUUAAGGAGGAGAAGAACAACAGCUACACAGUGGCCGACUGUCGGAGCCUGGUGAAGACGUUGGUGUGUGGUGUCAAGACCAUCACCUGGGGCAUCGGCACGUGUAAGAUGCCCGGUGGGCCACUGGAGGAGAAGCAGUUUCAGCCCAAGGAGACGCUGGUGUUCAUCCGGCUGGUGAAGUAUGCUCUGCAGGCACUGGAUGUGUACACUCUGCCACCCGGCACAGGUGUCAUUGCGGGUGGGGCCACGGCAGGUGGUGCUGGUGCCGGGGCUGCCUCCUCGGCACAUGCCCGCACGGCUGCCCUCCAGUCGGCCGUGCGCUCCAAGGAAGAGAAGGAGGUCCUUGACCACUUCGGAGGCGUGUUCACCAUGAUGAGCCCAUCUACAUUCAGGGAGGUCUUCUCCACCACCAUUGAGUAUGUAGUCGAGCGACUGAACAAGAACUCAGCCCUUCAGAUUGUGGCCAACUUCUUCUUGGCGAAUCGUGCCACAUCUCCCAUCUUUGCAACCAUCCUGGUGGAGUACCUGCUGGAACGCAUGGAGGAGAUGGGAGCCAACCCAGACAAGUCAAACCUGUACCUGAAGCUGUUCAAGCUGGUCUUUGGCUCGGUGUCCCUCUUUGCUGCAGAGAAUGAGCUCAUGCUCAAGCCACACCUGCACCGCAUUGUGAACCGGUCUAUGGAGCUUGCGCUGAGUGCACGGGAGCCGUACAACUAUUUCCUUCUGCUGCGGGCACUGUUCCGCUCCAUUGGUGGUGGCAGUCACGACCUCCUUUACCAGGAGUUCCUACCCCUGCUGCCUUCACUUCUGCAAGGUCUCAACGGCCUGCAGAGUGGCUUGCACAAGCAGCACAUGAAAGACCUGUUUGUGGAGCUAUGCCUGACGGUGCCUGUACGGCUGAGCUCUCUGCUGCCUUAUCUGCCCAUGCUGAUGGACCCACUGGUGUCUGCACUCAAUGGCUCUCAGACACUCAUCAGCCAGGGCCUGCGCACGCUGGAGCUGUGUGUGGACAACCUGCAGCCGGAUUUUCUGUACGACCACAUCCAACCUGUGCGGGCCGAGCUGAUGCAGGCCCUGUGGCGCACGCUGCGCAACCCAACCGACAGCAUUGCCCAGGUGGCCUUCCGGGUGCUGGGCAAGUUCGGAGGUGGCAACCGCAAGAUGCUCAUGGAGCCCCAGCGCCUUGAGUACUGUGACCGCGACACCCCAGGUCCCUGCAUCACGGUCCACUUUCAGGACCACAAGACACCCAUUGCGCUGCCGGUCGACAAGUUGAUUGAGACAGCCUUCAAUGCUUUGAAGCAAAGCGGCACCGACUCAUUUUACCGGCGUCAGUGUUGGGAGAUCAUUCGUGGCUUCCUGGUGGCUAACUUGCAGCUGGACGAUGAUCGGCAGACCAUGCUUCAACUGUUCUCACAUCCAAGCUUUGGGACAGGGGACAUCUCACCACCCCAAAGUGUUCCAUACAAGUGCCAAGAUGUGGAGACGCGCAAGGUCCACCAAAUGGCUCUGACAGGCAUGUUUGUCGCAGCCACGCUAAAGGAGCUUCACAGCCAAGUCCUGCCGUUCCUGGCUCUGGUGCACCACUACACCCUGGUGGCGGUGGCACAGCAGGCUGGCCCACUACGCCAGACUCGGCCACCCACGCAGGGCAUGGACCCAUCUGUGCUCGUCGAUGCUCUGGCAGCCAUGGCUCAUGAGGAGAAAGAACUCUGCAAGGUGGGUCAACUUGCCAUGCUGCUCAUCACGGAGAAAUCGGCGACAGUGCUGACAUGCGAGAGCGGGCCUGCCAAACUGCCACAUGUGGAAUACCUGGCAGAGCGGCUGUGUGCCUGUGCUAUACGGGCAUGGUACGCCAAGUACGGUGGCUGCUUUGCAUCAAGGCUGGUGGAGCGGCUGCCGCUACGUUGGGUGCUGGGACCAGUACCUCUUUCUCAAGGCCUGUUCUUCAUCAUGAUGGAUCUGACAGGCGAGGUCUCCAAUGGAGCUGUUGACAUGGCUAAAUCCAACCUGGAAAAGAUGCUGACGGUUUGUGGUGCACCACUUCCUGCGGAUGCCCCGGAUGACCUGCGUGAAGUCCAGCGCAAGUCGCUGCACGAGGUGACGCUCGAGCUUGUCCGGCAGGUCACCUCGCCCAACACGUGUGUGCGGCAGCAGGCCAUCCACUCGCUGGAGGUGCUGGCGCAGGUGAUGGGCUGCUCAGUGGGUGCCCUCAUGGAGCCACACCGCGAUGUGCUGGCAGACAUGGUGCCACCCAAGAAGCACCUGCUUCGCCACCAGCCUUUGAAUGCACAGAUCGGGCUGAUGGAAGGGAACACCUACUGCACCAGCCUGCAGCCACGGCUGUUUGCCCUUGAUGUAAGCGUCGCCGAGCACAAGACUUUCUUUUCCGAGUUGGUGAGCUUGUGCGAAGCUGACGAUGAGGCACUGCGCAAGCUGCCCUGCUACAAGGGAUGCGGCCCUGCAGCGCUGGUGUCGUUGCGGCGAGCGGCUCUGCGAGCACUUGCCACGUGCCACUACCUGCCCUGCCGCGAGCGAGUCUUCCAUGUCCUCUGGGCACUCAAUGCCCGGGACCCUGAACUUCAAGAGGCAGCCUUUCAAUGCAUGUCUGACUUUGUGGCUGCCUGCAACAUUGACAUGGAAAUGAACAAGGACAGCGAGCUACCUACGGCGACUGGCGGGAAAGCCAUGAUGGCCAUGGUCGCUGGGCCCAACUUGCAACCGCCACCCCAUUUCGACUUCGAGAACCCAGCGGCUUGGCAGAGGUGGCGUCAGCAGUUCGACGACUACAGUUUUGCAACGGGUCUUCAUGCGGCGGACGAUGAAGUUCGCGUCGGAACGCUGCUAUACUGCAUGGGCACCAGGUCACGGGACAUUUUGUGUUUAUUGCAAGUACGGGACGAAGACUAUUCAAAGUACAGCGUCAUCGUGGGUAAGCUGGACGGAUACUUCUUACACCCCACCAACGAGCUCUACGAGAGCGCACGGUUCCACCGACGUGUUCAACAGGCAGGCGAGACAGCUGACGCGUUCUUCACGGCACUGGGAAAUAUGGUGAAACGAUGCAAUUACUCUGCACGGGACAUAGAGGAGCGACUGGUCCGCGACCGUUUUAUCGUCAUGCCACUUCUGGGAUUUCCUGCUAUCCAAGAGCUGGGUGUGGUCAAGUUCGUGGAUCCGGUGGUCGAGACGCAAGGCAACCAGGCGGCAUUAGACAAGCUGUUCUGUGGUUUGGGCGAGCUGCAAGAAGCGUACACUAUACGCCUAAAACCAGAUGCUGUCCCCUAUUCGCUGCUGGUCCCUAGACGUGUGCCCAUCCCUUUACACGGUGUCGUGAAGGCGGAGCUUGACAGGCUUGAAGCGGAGGGCGUGAUCAGAUGCUUGUUGCGUGCCUUCACGGGCCGCUUCCUGCCUGACUUUGGCUUCCUGCGCGACUUCCUGGACACGUGGGCAGCCAAGGGCCAGACGGUAGAGUGGAAGCGGGCAGCCUUCUUCCGCUUUGUCGAGGCCUUUGGGGACCCGGCCUUUCCGCAGCCACUGCUGGCCAAGGUGCUGCAGCAGCUGCUCAUCCCGGCCUUUGCGGCCUCCUUUGAGCGGGGCGAAGGGGAGGCCCUCAUCGGAGGACCCCCGCAGCCCGAGCGAGACUCUCCCGACAAUGUCAUCUCGGUGUUCAUCAACCGUGUCAUUGACCCCGAGAACCCAUUUGGCACCUCGGAUGCCGUGCGCAUCCUGCUGCUCCAGUUCUCCUGCCUCCUGGUGGAGCAAGCCUCACCACACAUCCAUGAUGCGGCCAACAAGCGACAGGGCAUCAAGCUGCGCCGCCUGAUGACCUUUGCAUGGCCCUGCUUGUUGGGCAAGAACUGCGUUGACCCGGCCACUAAGUACCAUGGCCACCUGCUACUGGCCCACAUCAUUGCCAAAUUCGCAAUCCACAAGCGCAUUGUGUUGCAGGUGUUCCACAGCCUGCUGAAGGCGCAUGCCGUGGAGGCCCGGUCCGUGGUGCGGCAAGCGCUGGAGAUCCUGACGCCCGCCAUGCCUGCCCGCAUGGAGGACGGCAACACAAUGCUCACCCACUGGACCAAGAAGAUCAUCGUCGAGGAGGGCCACACUCUGGCCCAGCUGGUGCACAUGUUGCAGCUGCUGUACCGCCACUACCGUGUCUACUACCCCGUACGCCACCACCUGGUGCAGCACAUGGUGAGCUCGGUGCAGCGCCUGGGCUUCACACCCAAUGCCAACAUUGAGCACAAGAAGCUGGCUGUCGAUCUGGCUGAGGUGGUCAUCCGCUGGGAGAUGCAGCGCCAUCGCGAGGAGCAGCAGCAACCACAGCAGCCUCCACCAGCACCUCAAACCUCCGAGGAGAGCCGACGCCUCCUAGACCAAAGUGGCCGAGCACGGCAAACGGCCCCGCGGCCAGAUCGUCCCAUUGAGAAGCACCACGCUGACGCCCUGGUCAACUUCCUCCUGCGCAUGGCAUGCCAGGUGAACGAGUCGUCGACAAACAUUGGGUCACAAGGGGAAGUACUGUCUCGGCGGUGCGUAGCGCUUCUCAAGACGGCUCUCAAGCCGGACGUGUGGCCCAACUCGGAGCUCAAGCUGGCCUGGUUUGACAAGCUCCUCAUGACUGUGGAGAGUGCUCAACCCAACUAUGGCAACAUCUGCACGGCAUUGGAGCUGUUGGCUUUCCUGCUGAGCAUUCUGCGGCCCGAGGCCAUCCUGUCCAGCCUGAAGCCUCUGCAACGUGGAAUCGCUGCCUGCAUGACGUGCCCCAAUUCCAAGGUCAUCCGAGCUGUGCACGCUCUCCUAUCACGACUCAUGGGCCUGUUUCCCUCGGAACCUACAACAUCCAGCAUGGCCUCACGGCAUGAGGAGCUGGAGUCCCUCUACACAUCCAUUAGCAAGGUUGUGUAUGAAGGCCUGACCACUUACGAGAAGUCGCCUGCAGCCCCGCCGUCCACUCUCUUUGGCUGUCUGAUGAUCCUGAAGGCGGCCUGUGUCAACCAUCCGUGCUACAUUGACCGGCUCAUCACGCCCUUCAUGCACGUAUUGCAGAAGAUGGCACGAGAGCACUUGUCACCAGGUGGCAUUGGCGGUGGCGCGGGUGGCCAGGAGUCCAGCUCCAUGGGCACGGAGCUGCUCAUCCUCAGCCUGGACCUGGUCAAGAACCGCGUUGGUGUCAUGGGUCAAGAGAUGCGCAAGGCCUUCAUCGGAGCCAUCCUAGUUGGACUCAUAGAGAAAUCGCCCGAUGUCAAGGUUCUUCGUGCCAUCACCAAAAUGGUGGAGGACUGGGUGAAGAGCAAGUCACCGUUUGCAGUGAACCAGUCACCAACACUGCGGGAGAAGUCGAUCCUCCUUGUGAAGAUGAUGCAGUUCAUGGAGAAGCGGUUCCCUGACGAGCUUGAGCUGAACGGCCAGUUCCUGGAGCUAGUGAAUCACGUGUACAGAGAUGAGACCCUCAAAAGCACUGAGCUCACAUCCAAACUGGAGCCGGCUUUUAUGGCUGGCCUCCGAUGUGUUCAGCCAACAAUCCGAGCGAAGUUCUUUGAGGUGUUCGACAGCAGCAUGCGUCGGCGCCUGCACGAGCGACUCCUGUUCAUCGUGUGCUCCCAGAACUGGGAGACGAUCGGUCCUCACUUCUGGAUCAAGCAGUGCAUAGAACUGGUCCUGGGCACGGCAGUCAUUAACGCCCCCCUGCGCAGUGCUCAGCCAGCCACACUGCUGCCCGCAGCCACAACCGGGCUACAGUCACUCGAAGACAUUGCCAUCACGUGCCCUGCCACUGCACUCAAGGAGGAACCCACCGACACCGAGGAGGAGAUCGACAUUGAGCUCCCAUCGUCUUCUGAGGAGCGUUCCCUGCUGGACGGGGGUGUUGCUGGCCGUGCACGCCAGAACCUGCAGCAGCUGGUGCAGCGACAGGGCCGCUUCCUGGAGGGCCUGCGGGAGCUACGCUUGGGGGCCUUCCUGAAUGCCACUGUGCAGCUGUGCCAUCUGGACACGCCACUUGCCCAGCACCUGUGGCAGCAGCUUAUGCCCCGCCUCUGGAAGGUGCUCAGUGACCGGCAGCAGAGCGUGUUGGCUGGGGAGCUAGUGCCGUUCCUGUGCAGUGGAAGCCACGUGGUGCAGAAGGACUGCCACCCCAAUGCUAUUGGUGUCUUUGUCGAGGCCUUGGCACAGUGCAACCCACCAGUGGCCAUCAAACCAGCACUCAUCAAGUACCUGGGCCGCUCACACAACCUGUGGCAUCGUGCCUGCCUGCUGCUGGAACAGGCAGCCUUGACAGGGCGCGGUGGUAGCGGUGCUUCGUGCAGCAGCGUGGUGCGAGGUGCUGCCGAAGAGGCCGGCUCUGCUGCCGAGGACGCUCUGGCCGAGCUGUAUUCCUUGCUGCGUGAGGAGGACCUCCUGGGUGGCCUGUGGCAGCGGCGUGCGCGCCACCCCGAGACUCCCUUGGCCCUGGCCUUGGAGCAGCAGGGCUGCUUCGAGCAGGCGCAGGCAGCCCUGGAGGCAGCCAUGGCACGGGCACCACGGCACGAAGCAGCUGGCAUGCUCCAGAGCGAGUGCCGCCUCUGGGAGGAACACUGGUUGAGAUGCUGCAAGGAGCUGAAUCAGUGGGAGCUGGUGCUGGAAUAUGGCAGCUCGAAGAGCUGUGCCAACCCGCAUCUGGUGCUGGAAAGUGCCUGGCGCGUUCCCAACUGGCCCCUCAUGAAGGAGGCUCUCUCACAGGUGGAACUGAGCUGCCCGAAAGAGCAGGCGUGGCGAGUGAACCUCUACCGUGGCUACAUAGCCAUCUGCCACCCUGAGGAGCAACACCUGUCGCUCGUCGAGCGUGUUGUUGAGGUCAUCACAGGACAGUGCAUUCGCGAGUGGCGCCGCCUUCCCCAGAUUGUGUCACAUGUGCACGUGCCCCUGCUGCAGGCGGCCCAGCAAAUCAUGGAACUGCAGGAGGCGGCACAGAUCCACCAGGGUCUGCUGCCCACUGGCUCAAAUGUUGGGCGCCCUGCCCCAACCAGUGUUUACGACAUGCGGGCCAUCGUCAAGACGUGGCGCAACCGCCUGGCUGUGCUGACCGAUGACCUGUCCCACUGGAGCGACAUCUUCACCUGGCGCCAGCACCACUAUCAGGCUAUUGUGAGCCACUUCGACAAUGCCCCUGCGUCUUUGGUGCCCGAGGUGCCUGGCAACCAGCACCAGUCCAUGUUGGGGGUGCAUGCAUCAGCACAGUCCAUCAUCCACUACGGCAAGAUUGCACGGAAGCAUGGCCUCGUUAAUGUCUGCCUGGACUCACUCAGCCGGAUCCACACAAUUCCGAGUGUGCCCAUCGUGGACUGCUUCCAGAAGAUACGGCAACAGGUCAAGUGCUACCUGCAGCUUUCACACAUCACGGGCAAGAAUGAACUGCAAGAGGGCCUGGACGUAAUAGAGUCCACCAACCUGAAGUACUUUGCAAGGGACAUGACGGCCGAGUUCUACGCGCUCAAGGGUCUCUUCCUCACCCAGAUGGGUCGCUCGGAGGAGGCCAACAAGGCACUGAGCGCAUCUGUCCAGUUGCACGACACUCUGGUCAAUGGGUGGGCCCUGUGGGGCGACUACUUUGAGGGCCUGUUUGGCCGCGAUCGCUGGGAUUCACGACAGCUGCCCCUGGCCGUGUCUGCACUCACCUGCUACUUGCACGCCUGCCGCCAUCAGAGUGAACCUAAGGGUCGCAAGUACAUGGCAAAGGUGCUGUGGCUGCUGACGUACGACAACGAGCAGAAUGUGCUGGCCGAGACAGUGGACAAGUACAACUCGGGGGUGCCUCCGCUGCAGUGGCUGCCGUGGGUGCCGCAGCUGCUGACGUGCCUGGUGCGCCCCGAAGGGCGGCAGCUGCUCAACCUGCUCGUCCAGGUCGGCCGAGUCUACCCGCAGGCCGUGUACUUCCCCAUCCGCACGCUCUAUCUCACUCUCAAGAUUGAGCAGCGUGAGAGGUACAAGAGUAGUGAAGAGGCUCGAGCCCCACCAUCUACUCCAGUCAGCAGCACUUCAUCUCAGCCUCAACAGCCUACCGAAGCUGCAUCGCCGCAAGCUGGUGACAGUACUCAAGCUGACACCAGUGGCCCGAUUCGUGCCACGCCAUCCAUGUGGCGCUGUUCCAAGAUCAUGCACCUUCAGCGUGACCUGCACCCCACCGUGCUCUCCUCCCUCGAGGGAAUCGUCGACCAGAUGGUGUGGUUUCGGGAGAACUGGUAUGAGGAGGUUCUGCGGCAGCUGCGCCAGGGGCUGGCCAAGUGCUACGCGGUGGCCUUUGAGAACCGGGGUGGGGUGGCAGAUGCUACCGUGACACCACACACCCUCAACUUCCUCAAGAAGCUGGUGUCCACCUUUGGGGUGGGCAUUGAGAAUGUCUCCUCGGUGACAACCACCUUCUCGAGUGCCGCCUCCGAGUCGUUGGCUCGCCGUGCACAGGCCACGGCUCAGGAUCCCGUCUUUCAGAAGAUGAAGGGGCAAUUCACUACUGACUUUGACUUUGGUGCACCAGGAGCAAUGAAGCUGCACAACCUGAUCAACAAGCUGAAGAAGUGGAUCAAGAUCCUGGAAGCCAAGACAAAGCUGUUGCCCAAGUCACUGCUGAUUGAGGAGAAGUGCCGCUUCUUGAGCAACUUCUCUCAGCAGACAGCUGAUGUGGCUCUACCUGGUGAAUUCCUGAUGCCAAAGCAUAGCCACUACUAUGUGCGUGUUGCACGGUUCAUGCCACGGGUGGAGAUUGUCCAGAAGUACAACACAGCUGCCAGGCGGCUCUACCUUCGUGGCCAAAAUGGCAAGAUCUAUCCAUACCUUGUGGUGAACGACGCGUGCCUGAGCGACGCCCGGCGGGAGGAGCGAGUGCUGCAGCUGCUGCGCAUGCUCAACAACCUGCUAGACAAGCAGAAAGAGACAGCUCGCCGCUUCUUGCACUUGGCAGUGCCCCGCGUCGUCGCCGUCAGUCCGCAGAUGCGCCUCGUCGAGGACAACCCAGCGUCUGUCUCGCUGCUGCAUAUCUACAAGCAGAGGUGUGGGCAGCGAGGUGUGGAGCACGAUGCCCCUGUGAGUCGCUACUACGAGCGGCUGGCAGCAGUGCAAGCACGAGGCUCCCAGGCCAGCCACCAGGUGCUGCGGGACAUCCUGCGAGAUGUCCAGGGCUCCAUGGUGCCCCGAACCCUGCUUCGUGACUGGGCUCUCACCACCUUUCAGGCACCCACCCACUACUGGACCUUCCGCAAGCAGUUCACUCUGCAGCUGGCCCUAGCAGGCUUUGCCGAGUUUGUGAUGCACCUGACACGGCUGAACCCUGACAUGAUGUACCUGCACCAAGACUCUGGGUUCAUGAACUUCUCCUACUUCAAGUUUGAUGUGGACGACAUCUCUGGUGACCUGGAUGCCAACAGGCCUGUGCCUUUCCGGCUGACGCCCAACCUGUCUGAGUUCAUGACUAGCAUUGGGGUAGCAGGUUCCAUGACGGCUGGCAUGAUUGCCACAGCACGCUGUGUGGCCCAGCCCAACUUCAAGCUACAAGCUCUGCUUCGAGCCAUCCUGCGGGAUGAGUUCAUCGCCUGGCACAAGAAGAAGCAAGACGACAGUCUCACACCUGGCUCAGCACCACAGGACAUGGAUGGUGAGCUGCUCAUCAGCAUGGUCUCCAAGGCUGUCAGUGCAGUGAUGUCCCGUCUUCAGACGCUAGCCACGUUUGAUGGUGCUGACAGUAAGGUGAGCACUCUGGUGGCGGCAGCCAACAGUCACGACAACCUCUGUCGCAUGGACCCAGCCUGGCAUCCGUGGCUGUGAUACAGUCAUCACUUGGUCGAGAAACCAUUUGUUCGGCUGCCAUUGUUGUACAGUGAAUUACCUCAUUGUUCAUCAGGAAACUGUUAUCCCCGUGUUUGAAUGACUGCCCAGCUUUGUACAAGGACGCAUCAAACACCAGCAUUAUGUUUAAAGCUCAUCUGUUUUUACGAGGUAGGGAAUACAACAGACAAUGUGCUCUGUCCAGGUACUAUUGACUUAUGCAAAAUUCAUUAUUGGUGAAAAGUGUCCUGACACAGCUGAUAUCGCCAGUACUGACCAUUUGUACCAGACUGUAGGUAGUGGGAACAAAUCCAGUGUGUGGAGUUCUGUACAUUGCGUUUUAAGGUUUGUAAAAGAAAUCUUUCCCAUGAUGUUCCACUAGUUUCGGACAUGUUUCUGUUAAUGUAUAUAAAAGAUCAACUGUGUGGUGUGAUUAUUGGUCUAUGUGUGACCAACAAGAGACUUCUUAUGAAAAUAAACUGUGCCUG